Molecule: messenger RNA, 3675 nt
Organism: Myripristis murdjan (pinecone soldierfish)
Lineage: Eukaryota; Metazoa; Chordata; Actinopteri; Holocentriformes; Holocentridae
Gene: hif1an
Product: hypoxia inducible factor 1 subunit alpha inhibitor
Exons: 8
Coding region: 227-1291 (354 amino acids)
Biological process (GO): negative regulation of Notch signaling pathway
Cellular component (GO): cytoplasm; nucleus
Molecular function (GO): peptidyl-histidine dioxygenase activity; ankyrin repeat binding; [protein]-asparagine 3-dioxygenase activity
Source: RefSeq, a predicted model, not a curated record
GCUGUGUUUACAUCUACAUGGAGCGGAGCUAAAACGACGCUGCGUUUGCCGUCUGGAGACCAGUUUGGUUUUCUCUGAGUCUUAUUCCGCCGUGGAGGAGACACUUUGUAUCACACACCCGCCGCUGAACCUCCAACCGAGCUGGGGUUUGUCGCGAAGAGGAGCCAAUUUCGGACUGUUUUACUGAAAGGAGGUCGGGGGUUUGAAGCUGUGGUAGUCGACGGUGAUGGCAACGGCAACGGUGGUGGAGACCGAUCCGACCGCAAGCGAAGGCGGCGCCGCUUUCUCCGAGGUCCAAAACACGGGCUGGAAUGAGUCUCAGCUCCGAAAGUAUCCCUUCCCAACCAAGCCCAUCCCCAGACUGUCCCACACAGACCCCAGGGCUGAGAUGCUCAUAAACAACGAGGAGCCGGUGGUUUUAACAGACACAAAUCUGGUGUAUCCGGCUCUCAAAUGGGACAUUGGGUACCUCCAGGAGAACAUCGGAAGCGGGGAUUUCUCCGUCUAUAUAGCAGAAAACCACAAAUUCCUCUACUACGAUGAGAAAAAGAUGGUCAACUUUGAGAACUUUGUGCCCAAAUCACGACGAAUGGAAAUGAAAUUCUCAGAGUUUGUGGACAAAAUGCACAAAACAGAAGAAAUGGGAGGAGAAGAGAGGGUAUACCUGCAGCAGACACUGAAUGACACAGUAGGGAGGAAGAUUGUUGUUGACUUCCUAGGUUUCAACUGGAACUGGAUCAACAAGCAGCAAGCCAAGAGAAACUGGGGACAGCUGACAUCCAACCUGCUGCUCAUAGGCAUGGAGGGCAACGUAACGCCAGCGCAUUACGAUGAGCAGCAAAACUUCUUUGCACAGAUCAAAGGCCACAAGAGAUGCAUCCUCUUUCCUCCAGAUCAGUUUGAAUGUCUCUACCCAUACCCUGUGCAUCACCCCUGUGACAGACAGAGCCAAGUUGAUUUUGAUAACCCUGACUAUGAGAGGUUUCCCAACUUCAAAAAUGUACUUGGCUAUGAGGCUGUUGUCGGUCCUGGAGACGUGCUCUACAUCCCCAUGUACUGGUGGCAUCACAUCGAGUCGCUGUUGAAUGGUGGAGUGACAAUCACUGUAAACUUCUGGUACAAAGGUGCGCCUACACCCAAGAGGAUAGAGUACCCUCUGCGAGCUCAUCAGAAGGUGGCCAUCAUGAGAAAUAUUGAGAAGAUGCUGGGAGAAGCGCUGGGAGACCCACAUGAAGUCGGACCUUUACUGAACUUGAUGAUCAAGGGGCGGUAUGACCAGGAUUUCAGCUAGAACCACAUCACAAAAAAACAUUAACCAGACUGCUGCUGAACGUGUGUGCGCAUUAAAGUGAAACUGGUUCACAUGCACUACGCACUCUGACUUUGGAGCUACCAUUGCAUGGCAGUAAAUGGCCACCUUGAAAGACAUUGAGACCACUCUGCUUUGUCUCUCUUAGCGCUGUUUUCAUUGUAGAUCCAACGAUGACAUGACAAGGAACUUGGCCUCUGCAAGUGUUUUUUUUUUUUUUUUUCUCUUCAGAGGUGGCAUAAUUUAGCUAAUCUUCACUAAAAUCCAGAUACAUUUAUGUGAGUCAGUGUUCUUUCAAUAUCGUUGUAAUAAAAUAUUCAUUCUUAAAACAGUUCUAAGCACAUCAACGAGACUAUGUAGUCAGACUUUAAUAAUGAUGCAUGUUCAGGUGUAUUUGGCCACACAGUCAGUACAGGUGGUCCGAGAUGAGUACCUUUUGGGGAACCUUUCACAUCAUCACUUUGAUCACUAAAUAGGUGAAUCCAGGCUUGGGAUGUGUAAGAAUUAGAAUAUUACAACACAUUUUCCAUCACAGUAUACAAACAUAAUUGUGGUUUGAUAACGAAAUUUGCAGAUUUCUUCCUGCACUUCCUCAACUCUGGGUGUUACAGGUGCUCUCCACUUUUAACCUGUAAACAAAUUUAAAACUGCUUAAGUUCUUACCUAUAAAGAUGACCAUUUUCUUCCUCUUCUUCUUCUUUUUUUUUUUUUUUUUGGAAUAUGCCUUCAUGUGACUGUGUAAGCUGUGUUCUCUGUAGGCCAACUUUGCUGUGGUUCUUGGGAGUGAUCAGCAAGAAUUUUCUGUUGUAAACAAGAAGGCUUACAAUGCUAUGUGCGCAGUAAUAGAAACCGAGUGAUUGAAACAGUAUGGAUAAACAAUAAAUGAUGAAGAAUCUUCAAUCUGGGUGAGAAUGAAAAAAAAAAAACAAGCAGCUCAUAUUCACCCCAAGCAAUAUGCGACUGCUUACAGUUAAUUGAUUUUAGUUGAGUGAUUGCUGUUAUUUUUAUGUUGUUGCUCGUUUGAUUAAUAUUCCAAGUACUUUUAUUGGAUGUGCUUUUCUACUUACUUACCGGUAUGAAUUGAGGGUGCACUGAAAGUAAAUAAAUUUAGCAGUUUCACUUGUGUACACAGCUAAUUUGAAGAUUGAAAAUUACUUGGUGUUGUAAUUUGGGGAGGUUUCUGUAAGUAUGGGGGACAUUUUGUUUGGUGUGUGUGCCACAUGCUACCAGCUCAGUCGAAGUUACAAAAGGGAUUGAAUAAAAGUGAAAGUGAUAGUGUUUCAUGUUGAUAGCUGACCUAGUAGGGCCACCUGCUGGAGUGCAUCUUUUGUAUCCACCAUCUAACAUAAUGUACUGUUUACAGUGGUGCCGUUCGCAGUAGCAUGUCAACUUUGAUUUAUCAUCAUCUGGUCCAUGGACUAUAAUGCCAAAAUAUAUUCAAUCACCAUUAUAGACAAAAAGCAGCAGGUCCGAGCUACAAAUUGUGCACCAAAAGUCAAAUUCAAGUUGAAAUUUUAUAUUUGGUUGACCCAGGUUAACAACCCUCAAAAUAGCACUUAUGUAUAGUUUUCAUGCAGCCAUAUUUUGAAGGACAUCCAAAUGGGAGAGCAACUUGACAAUUAUUGUGCAAUUUUUCGGUGCUCUUGCAGUUACAAAAUGUCAAUAGCACAUCAUAUGACACAGAUGGGACAGAAUAAUUGCAUAUUGUGCUGUAUGUGCCAACCCAGCUGUGUAUGAACUGUUAAAUAGCUGUCAAUAUUUAGAAAGUUGUCUGGUUGCUCUGUGACACUUGAGUCGGUGGAUAUACGGAGAACUUACAAGGAAAAGAAUAUCUCCAUACUUCAUAUACCAGUAAUAUGUACAUCUUCAGGGCAAGUUUUCAAGACGUGUUCAAUUCAAUCUUUGAGGUAUGUGAAUUGUUGUGUAUCUAAUGUGCAUAUCUAUUAUAAAGUACAACUUGAUGACACGCCAUUUUCUCUGUAAAAAGACUUCAUUUACCUGAUGUAAGUCAGGGGUUGGAUUUUCCUCUUUAUUCCCAGGUUAUCCUGUUUACUGUACUAUGUGCCUUGUUCCACAAUGGCAUGGCACUAAAUAUUGCUAGGACAUUGAUUUUUUUUUUUUUUUUCCAAAAUCAUUUUUUACUCUGGCAUUGAACAGCUUUACCGAUGAAACUUAAUAAUUCAUUGAAAAAACCUGAGCGUAGUCUCACUGAUGGAUGCCUGUUUUGAACAUAAUGUGCUCUUAGCUCCUCUGAUUAAAGUUUGACUUUGUUUGCAGAGUUCUGAAGGACUUCUGAAAGAUGUGAUCAUUUCUUCUGCACGUAGCUUUGCAAUAAACUGUUCUAACAAUGCUUUCAAAAUGGUGUC